Messenger RNA from Eutrema salsugineum, 888 nucleotides. Its product is annotated as glutathione S-transferase T3-like. NCBI's taxonomy places the organism in Eukaryota, Viridiplantae, Streptophyta, Magnoliopsida, Brassicales, Brassicaceae. The transcript has a single exon. The record is from RefSeq and is a predicted model, not a curated record. The coding region runs from base 1 to 888 and encodes 295 amino acids.
AUGGAUCCAUUUUCUCAGCCAGCUAACUUUGUUGACUUAUUAAAUAGUCAACAAGAACCAACCCUCACUGAUGGUUUUCCAUCCAUCGACCCACUACCUGUCUUCAGCACGCAGUGGUCGCCAUGCGCAACGGUUGGUGACACACCUGGUCAUCGAGGCGAUAGGAGAACUUGGACCCCCAAAGAAGACGUGCUGCUCAUCAGCGCUUGGCUGAACACAAGUAAGGACCCUGUUGUGGGUAACGAACAGAAAUCGGGCGCGUUCUGGCAAAAUAUUGCAAUUUAUUUUGCAGAACAUAUGAACCCGACAGAUGGUGUUCCACGUGAGUCAGGGAAAUGCAAACAACGGUGGCACAAGCUAAACGACCCCGUGUGCAAGUUCUGCGGAGCGUUUGAGACGGCCACGAGAGAGAAGACAAGCGGAAUGAACGACAACGAUGUCCUCAAGAUGGCUCAUCAAAUUUACUACCAAGAUCACAAGAAAAAAUUCAACGUAGAACACGCCUGGAGGGAGUUGCGAUAUGACCAGAAAUGGUCUGAACUUUCGACAGCAAAAACUGAUGGACCUUCGAAAAAACGAAGGAUUGAGGAUCUUCCAUUUUCACCGAAUGAGGAGAUGCCGGAAAACAGGUGUGUCGAUCAAGUUCAACCUACCAACCGACCUAUCGGAAUAAAGGCGGCGAAGGCAAAGAACAAAAAAACGUUGGGUGAAGGGAAAACUCUAUGUGAGUUUGAGGGGAUGUGGGUUAUUAGGGAGAAAGAGAUGGCAAUCCAAGAAAGGAUGUCAAAAAUUGCUCUUCUUGACACUCUAAUGGCGAGGAAGGAGCCAUUGGCUGACUUUGAGGAAAACAUGAAGAAGAAGCUUGUCCAAGAACUGUUCUCUGAUUAG